GCAUUUUGGUAUUAGGUUUUGUUUGAUCAAGUCAGAGAUUGUUAACAUCAGCAGCACGACGAUAUAAGAAUCUUUGUAACCCAGCCAAUUAUACAAUCCUUGGUAGUGGCCAUCCUUUUCCGGUACAGUAGCAGCAAUGGCUCGCGGGCCCAAGAAACAUUUGAAGCGUCUAAAUGCACCGAAGGCAUGGAUGUUGGACAAACUUGGUGGUGUUUAUGCGCCAAGACCCAGCACUGGCCCUCACAAGCUUAGAGAGUCACUGCCUUUGGUCAUCUUCCUUCGAAACAGACUCAAGUAUGCGCUGACAAACAGUGAAGUGACAAAGAUAGUUAUGCAGCGGCUAAUAAAAGUCGAUGGAAAAGUCCGUACAGAUCCGAACUACCCAGCAGGAUUCAUGGAUGUGGUGACAAUUGAAAAGACUGGAGAGUUUUUCCGUCUAAUUUAUGAUGUAAAGGGCCGUUUCACAAUUCACAGAAUAACACCUGAGGAGGCAAAGUAUAAAUUGUGCAAAGUGAAGAGGGUGCAGACUGGUCCUAAAGGUAUCCCAUUCUUGGUGACCCAUGAUGGACGUACCAUCAGGUACCCAGACCCUGUUAUAAAAGUUAAUGACACAGUUCAGCUGGAUAUUGCUUCAGGAAAAAUAAUGGACUUCAUAAAAUUUGACUCAGGAAAUCUGUGCAUGAUCACUGGAGGCCGUAACUUGGGUCGAGUUGGGACUGUUGUGAACAGGGAACGACAUCCAGGAUCCUUUGACAUUGUGCAUAUAAAGGACGCCAAUGGUCACACUUUCGCUACAAGGUUGAAUAAUGUAUUCAUCAUUGGAAAGGCAACCAAGCCAUAUGUCUCAUUGCCUAGAGGCAAGGGAGUGAAACUGAGUAUUGCAGAAGAACGUGAUAAGAGACUAGCUGCAAAGGCAGCAUCUGGAUAAUGUAAUAGUUCUGUGGAAAAUGCUGUUUAAUUAAUAAAAAUCC
Messenger RNA from Schistocerca americana (American grasshopper), 971 nucleotides. RefSeq names its product 40S ribosomal protein S4 (gene RpS4). NCBI's taxonomy places the organism in Eukaryota, Metazoa, Arthropoda, Insecta, Orthoptera, Acrididae. Bases 137 to 928 code for a protein of 263 amino acids. Gene Ontology annotation, molecular function: structural constituent of ribosome; RNA binding. Gene Ontology annotation, biological process: translation. Gene Ontology annotation, cellular component: cytosolic small ribosomal subunit; ribosome. The record is from RefSeq and is a predicted model, not a curated record. The transcript has 6 exons.